AUGGCAAAGGGUGGGAAAGCCCCUAAGGGCAGAAAGAUCACCCUCAAUGUGGCCAAGAAUUGUAUCAAGGUCACAUUCGAUGGGAAGAAGCGCUUGGACCUGAGCAAGAUGGGAAUCACCACCUUCCCCAAAUGCAUCCUACGACUCAACGAUGUGGACGAGAUUGACUUGAGCCGAAACCUCAUCAGAAAGAUCCCCGACUCCAUCUCCAAGUUUCAGAAUCUGCGAUGGCUGGACCUGCACAGUAACUACAUCGACAAGCUACCUGAGUCCAUCGGCCAGAUGACCACCUUGCUCUACCUGAAUGUCAGCAACAACAAGCUCACUACCAAUGGGCUGCCUGUGGAACUGAACCAGCUCAAGAACCUGCGCACCGUGAACCUCGGUCUGAACCACCUGGACAACGUGCCCACCACCCUGGGGGCGCUGAAGGACCUCCAUGAGGUCGGGCUUCACGACAACCUGCUGACCACCAUCCCCCCCAACAUCUUCAAGCUGCCCAAGCUGAAGAAGCUCAACACUAAGCGGAACCCCUUCCCCAAGACAGAUGACCUGGAUACCUUUGUAGAUACCAUCAAGAGGCUGGAAACCCUCUAUCUGGUAGAGGAAAAGGAUCUCUGUUCAAACUGCCUUCGCAAAUGUCAACUGGCCCGGGAGAAGCUGAACAAAAUCAAGAGUACAGCCCCAGCAGCACCGAGAAAGCCAAUCUUUGCCAAUUUGGUCUCACCCAACUCCACGGCCAAGGAUAACCAAGAAGACUGGAGGUGA
Dipodomys ordii (Ord's kangaroo rat) is the source of this 768-nucleotide messenger RNA. It is a transcript of the gene Lrrc18, whose product is annotated as leucine rich repeat containing 18. Lineage: Eukaryota; Metazoa; Chordata; Mammalia; Rodentia; Heteromyidae. The transcript has a single exon. Bases 1 to 768 code for a protein of 255 amino acids. The record is from RefSeq and is a predicted model, not a curated record. Gene Ontology annotation, molecular function: protein binding.